CCCGGGGCCUUCUAUAUGGGCCACCUCCUCUCGAAGGAGCCGCGUAACCGCCCGAGCCGCAAGAGGCCGCGCUGCUGCAGCUGGUGCCGCCGCCCUCUGCUCCCGGCGCCCCGCCGGGCUCCGGCCAAGGCGGCCCCGCAGCCCGCGCCGCCCGGCAGCCGCGACUGCUUCCUCCGCGGGCCCUGCAUGCUCUGCUUCAUCGUGCACGGCCCCGGCGCGCCCGCCCCCGCCGGCCCGGAGGAGGAGCCGCCGCUCCCGCCGCUCCCGCCGCCGCCGCCGCCGCGGGACGGGGCCUACGCCACCGCCGCCGCCGCCACCGCCUGCUCGCAGCACCUGGCGCGGCGCUACGCGGCCCUGGCCGCCGAGGACCGCGCCGCCGCCGCCCGCCGCCUCCUGCUGGCCUCGGCCUCGGCCUCGCCGCCCGCGCCCUGCUGCAAGGAGCUGGGGCUGGCCGCCGCCGCCGCCGCCGCCGCCUGGGAGCAGCAGGGCCCGGGCGUCUUCCUGGCCGGCGUGGGGCCCGUGCGCUUCCUGGGGCCGCCGGCCGCCGGGCAGCUCUUCCGGGGCCCGCAGCCGCCGCAGGCCGAGCCGUCCACGGUCCUCGAGAUGGUUUGCAAGCGGAAGGGGGCCGGGGUCCCCGCCUGCACCCCCUGCAAGCAGCCCCGCUGCGGCGGCGGCGGGGGCGGCGGGGGCUGCGGCGGGGGCUGCGGCGGCGGCGGCGGCGGCGGAGGAGGCGGAGGGGGGGCACCGGCUGGGGGAGGCGCCUCGCCGCCGCGGCCGCCCGAUGCCGGCUGCUGCCAGGCCCCGGAGCAGCCCCCGCCGCCGCCGCCGCCCCCGCCGCCGCCGCUCUGCCCCGCGCCCGCCUCUCCCGCCUCCGACUGUGCCCCCAUCGAGGCCGCCGGGGACGCCGUCCGAGCUGGGGGCACCGCCCCCUCGUCCACCCAGCAGCAGCCGGAGAGUGGCGACGCGGACUGCCAGGGGCACCCCGAGAACCCCUGCGACUGCCCCAGGGAGCCGCCCCCCGAAAUCCCAGACAUCAACCAGCUGCCGCCGUCCAUCCUGCUGAAGAUAUUUUCCAAUUUAUCCCUGGAUGAACGUUGCCUUUCUGCAUCAUUGGUCUGCAAGUACUGGCGUGACCUUUGUUUGGAUUUCCAGUUCUGGAAGCAGCUGGAUCUUAGCAGUCGUCAGCAGGUCACUGAUGAACUAUUGGAAAAAAUUGCAUCUAGAAGUCAGAAUAUAAUUGAACUCAACAUUUCUGACUGUCGCAGUAUGUCUGACACCGGCGUGUGUGUGUUAGCGUUUAAGUGUCCUGGACUACUUAGGUACACAGCCUACAGGUGCAAACAGCUCUCUGACACCUCCAUUACUGCGGUGGCCUCUCACUGUCCUUUACUACAGAAAGUACACGUAGGCAACCAGGACAAACUUACUGAUGAAGGACUCAAGCAGCUGGGCUCCAAAUGCAGAGAACUCAAAGACAUUCACUUUGGCCAGUGUUACAAGAUCUCAGAUGAAGGCAUGAUUGUCAUAGCUAAGGGCUGCCUGAAGCUACAGAGGAUAUACAUGCAGGAGAACAAACUGGUGACAGACCAGUCAGUGAAGGCAUUUGCUGAGCACUGCCCUGAACUGCAGUAUGUCGGCUUCAUGGGUUGUUCAGUUACUUCCAAAGGAGUCAUUCAUCUGACCAAGCUGAGAAACCUUUCCAGCUUGGACCUGCGUCAUAUCACUGAACUGGAUAACGAAACUGUGAUGGAGAUCGUGAAGAGAUGCAAAAACCUUAGCUCUCUGAACCUCUGUCUGAACUGGAUCAUUAACGACAGGUGUGUGGAGGUCAUUGCCAAGGAGGGGCAAAACCUGAAAGAGCUGUACUUGGUGUCCUGUAAAAUCACCGAUUAUGCACUGAUCGCCAUUGGGCGAUACAGCGUGACCAUAGAGACGGUGGACGUUGGAUGGUGUAAAGAAAUCACAGAUCAAGGAGCCACCCUGAUUGCACAGAGCAGCAAAUCCCUGAGAUACUUGGGACUGAUGAGAUGUGACAAAGUCAACGAAGGGACGGUGGAGCGGCUGGUGCAGCAGUACCCUCACGUCACCUUCAGCACUGUCCUGCAGGACUGCAAGCGGACCUUGGAGAGAGCCUACCAGAUGGGCUGGACCCCCAACAUGUCUGCCGCCUCCUCCUAACACUCCUGCCCAUCCCUGGGCCUCCUCAGGUCAUUGAGCAGGGCAGAGAAACGGGAGGAGGUGUGCGGCUGCCAUAGAGAGUCUUCUGGAGAGUUUUAACCGCCACCUGUCUGUGUCUGUACCCUGUACCCGUGUUAUGUGUGUGUCUUGUUGGCAUACCGCUUAGCAUAAGUGCACUUGUUAUGUCCCCAGGUGAGCUGGCUUGUUUCCCUAAAAAUGGAAGAUUAUGAAAACCACAAGACUUUCUCUUUUUAAGUCAAAAGUUUAUUUCUCAAAAAAAAAAAAAAAAAAAAAGGCUUUGUGAAGUCUCAAGUCAGAAAACUGGGUGUAUUAUUUUGAGCUUCCGAGUUAUGCCACGUUUCGGAGACACUGGGCAAAAGGCUUUCUUUUGUGAUGGAAUACACGGUUCACUUCCGGCAAGGCCGGAACAGAAAGUGGUGUGGCUCUAACUAGAAGCCUGGAGACAGUACCCUUCAGACUCCCAGAACAUACUUCAGCUCUCAGGCUGGCUCAUGCCUGUGCACACAUGUGAAGUUAUUUCCUAACAUGGGGGCCUUCCUGGAGGGCAUGGAGCCAGCAUCCCAUCCCAUCCCCGAUGAAAAUGGCUGACUCACUCUGCCCACAGGUGGUCAACUUGCUUUCCCAUCCCCUCGGUAACUUAGGAACUGGGGAGAAUAAAGCCUUUUGUAAAUUUGUAUAUGAAGGCAACAAUCUGAAGUUCCCUGGUCAGCUCACAAAAGUUAAUUAUUCAUUAUUCUGUAAAUGCAUUCUGUUGAGUAAUAAAUAUUUUAGUUGGUUUUACAUUAACGCUGUGUUAGCUUUUACUUUGUGGGUAGUUACUGGUCAGGGUAUAGUCUAGUGACAUUUGGGGCUAAUCUUAUCGUUAUCCACAUUGAGGCCACGAAUGUAAAUUAAUGGUAUGCAGUUAUUUUAAAGAUUUUACAGAUCAUUUCAUUAUUUUGGUAAUUAUGAACAUAUAUUCUGAGGUGCAGUAGUCAUGUUAAUAGAAGAUUAAUGAAUGGGAUAUAAGUAGACAAUCUUCCUGUUGAAUAUUUUCUUUUGCUUUGGGAUUUAGAACAGGUUUUUUGGAUAUAUGCAUGUUAUAAUUUUGAAUAGUUCUUACACUACUGCAAAGGUCUACUGUUAGCUAAUGUAUGAAUUAAGGAGAGAUUUAGAAAAUCCGUUUACACUUGCCAGAAAUAAGUAUUUUAGUUUAAUUAAAUAUUACCAGCAUUGAGUUAUCUCAGUACCUAUCAGAAAAUGAGUAUCUGUUUUGAUUUCACACAUUUUACAGUUAAUUCAUUGUAGGGACUUGGACUCCAAAAGCCUCUCCUGUGUCUAGAUCUAUAAUCAGGCCACAGGGAGCCCUUUUAAGCUAAAGAGUGAUUAUCUUUCGUAGUAGGAGAAGAAAACCUUGACUUUUGAACUUGCUAUUUAUUCUCCCCUUAUGUGGUCUUUGGUCUUUAACAAUUAUAAUGAGGUUUGACUAUUCCCUAUAAAUUCCAAUGCGGCUAAAGUGAUUGGAGCUGUAAGAAGCAGAAAGCAGCCUUAUGUUUGAGUCCAUCCACAUAUGUAUGCUAGCUUUUCUUAGAAGAGGCGUGUCUGCUUCCAGUGUGUCAACAUGCUUCUGGUACGGCUCUUUUUCUUUUGUUUUAACUCCAACCAGUUCAAAAUACAUAUACUGAGCAGGUACCAGGAAUACUUUUUUUUUUCCUUUCCCACAACCAAGCAGGUUGAAAGUUUAAUUUGAAGGGAAUAAAAUUUGUCUAAUUUCUAAGACCAAGCAGUUUACCAUUAGAAAACAUUUCCUCUUAUACAUUGAACUGUAUCAUUUUAUACCCUUUUCUCCACUACUAAAAAGAAAAAAAAUGGUAUUUCAUAAUAUUUUAACUGGUUUUUAACCCAAAACUAAUUUAUAAGACUGUAUUAUAGUUAUAGUAGCUUGAGUGAAUAAACAAGUUUAAUUUUUAUAUAGGUCACACUAUAUUUUAAAUAGUUACAAAAAGAAAAAAGAAGGGAAAGCCAUCUUUGCUAUAGAUGGUACAAUUUCAGUUCAAAGCUGUAACAGUCUUUGGAGUGUUGUAGCUGUCAGUGGUUUCACAGUGUGGAAUUGAUUCUGUAAUGUUACCUUCUUUGAACCUCAGGCUCUGCACUCUUAACACGCUUUAGCUUGGGGGUUGGGGGGGCUGCACUUAACUCUCCAAGACGCUGACUAAUACAGAAAGCCUGACGCAACAGAACCCGGAACACUGCUUUGGCUCAUUUAUAGAAAUCUGUAGAAAUAUCAUACCCAGCCUCAAAGUAUUAAUCUCAUAAAAAACAGCCAAGAAAAGCAUCACCUUGAGUGAUGCUGUAGAGGUUGUUGAAUGUGCUCUUAUUAGACGCUCUGAAAUGAGGCUUAAAAUACUUUUUCUGGGCAAUAUAGUUCCUUGUGUUUUUCCUUAGACUGUCAUAAAUACAUGUGAACACAUUUAAUGCAGGGCUUUUUAUCCUCUCCAAAUGUCAACAGUAUUUUCAGAAUAAAACCUAUGAAAUAUAUUGCUGUAGUGGAAAAGUCUGGCCCUUUGUAUUUAAUGUCCGUUUGAGUGGAUAAAGAAAAUUCACCCAGUUUGUAGUUUCUAUAUUUCUGUGAACCUUUUGACCUUGCAAUGGGUUGCAAUAAAAGAGAAACAAAACUGCA
Messenger RNA from Phodopus roborovskii (desert hamster), 4858 nucleotides. It is a transcript of the gene Fbxl17, whose product is annotated as F-box and leucine rich repeat protein 17. The record is from RefSeq and is a predicted model, not a curated record. Gene Ontology annotation, molecular function: protein binding. Gene Ontology annotation, cellular component: SCF ubiquitin ligase complex. NCBI's taxonomy places the organism in Eukaryota, Metazoa, Chordata, Mammalia, Rodentia, Cricetidae. Bases 16 to 2178 code for a protein of 720 amino acids. Gene Ontology annotation, biological process: SCF-dependent proteasomal ubiquitin-dependent protein catabolic process. The transcript has 9 exons.